This is a messenger RNA of Aspergillus neoniger CBS 115656, 584 nucleotides long. RefSeq lists its product as uncharacterized. The record is from RefSeq and is a predicted model, not a curated record. Bases 94 to 417 code for a protein of 107 amino acids. NCBI's taxonomy places the organism in Eukaryota, Fungi, Ascomycota, Eurotiomycetes, Eurotiales, Aspergillaceae. The transcript is spliced from 2 exons.
GUUCCGUUUUCGAAAGAAAGGAAUUUAAACCAUGGAAUUUGGGGACAAAAACCUUACUUUCCCGGUGAGGCAGAAAACGGGAUAUCAUGCGGGAUGGUGUUAUUGUUGCUGUUUGUCGUUUUAACGGUUGUACUUAUUGGGGUGAGGGAGAGAAGAAGAGAGAGAUCUGGUGUGGUGGUCCCAUUCCACCACUGCAGACAAUUCAAUCAAAUAAAGAGGAUGGUUUGGGUUGUUUACAGUGGCUGUGUUUGGAAAUUAUGGUGCAAUGCUGGCCCCGGUCUUAGGCUGUUAUUUAGUAUAAGCCUGGACUAUCUUAAAUAUCACCCAAUUUCUUUUUCUGUCGUCAGCCCUGUCACUAUAAAAGGUUGUAUUGGACGUCCGUGCGUUGUAUUAGCAUACAAACGCACGUUCUCUUAACGGAUAAACCGUUUUAGAUGACUGAUAUACGCUGGCUAUGGUAAGUAAUAGCAUCUGGCAAUCAGUCUGGCCAUCCCCCUCGUAGAUCACCCGCCAUCUCGAUUCAUUCUCACCCCACUCGCCGUCGCCUAUCCGCCAUCUUCGCCCGUCCAGCCUGAUCGAUCAUU